Molecule: messenger RNA, 2896 nt
Organism: Malania oleifera
Lineage: Eukaryota; Viridiplantae; Streptophyta; Magnoliopsida; Santalales; Ximeniaceae
Exons: 2
Coding region: 376-2073 (565 amino acids)
Source: RefSeq, a predicted model, not a curated record
AAGGUCAGAAGUAUAAAACAAGCAAAACAAUUCUCCAAUAAAAUCCCAAACCACCUUCUUUCUCUUUCCCUUCAAGAACAAACUGCAUUCGUCAUAACAUUCUUCUUCUCUCUCUGAAAGAAAGUUGACAGACAGACCACAGCCGCUGAUACUUCCAUUUCAAAGUUGGGCAGCUGAGAGAAUUAGAGUGAGAGGGCCUCCUUUCUCUCUCUCUUUCUCUCUGCGCUUGUGGGUGUGUUUGAGAGAGAGAGAAUUUUUUUUUUUGGAGUUUUCUUGGUAUAUGCAGAGUUUUGGGACCAAAGAUAAUUAUACUGAUAAUUACUCAUGGGUUUUUGUGGGGUUUUGAUGGGUGUUUGAAAUUUGUGAUAAAAGAAGAUGUUUGGGUGUGACUGUUUUCACUGGAACGAAGACCCUGAGUUCUACCCCAUUGAACCAGCGCCCUUUUCUCUGCCUGCACCGCUUCCAAGAUGGCCUCAAGGCCAAGGUUUUGCGGCUGGAAGAAUAUGCCUGGGAGAAAUAGAAGUUCUCAAAAUCAGUGAGUUCGAGAGUAUUUGGAGUUGCACGACAUUACAUGGAAGAGAAAAAGGUGUAACGUUCUACAAACCUGUAGGUAUCCCAGAUGGUUUUUUUUGCCUCGGCUACUAUUGCCAACCCAAUGACCAACCGUUGAGAGGGUUUGUUCUUGUGGCUCAAAAUGUGUCUUCUUCCAAGCCGGAAGUCAGUUGUGUCCAUGAAUCAGUACCAAACAUUCCAGCUCUUAAGAAGCCCCUUAAUUACACAUUAAUUUGGAGUAUAGAGUCCCACCAGGAUGGAGAUGUCUACUUUUGGCUGCCAAACCCACCUGUGGGUUACAAAGCUGUGGGCUUUGUGGUCACUAACAAGCCAGAUGAACCCAUGCUCGAAGAAGUUAGAUGUGUCCGAGCUGAUCUUACGAGAAAAUGUGAGGCAUAUGAUAUGAUACUUGAUGUGGAUAAAACCAAGUAUCCUUUUCGAGUUUGGAACACGAGGCCUUGUGAAAGGGGAAUGUUGGGCAGAGGUGUUUCUGUUGGCACAUUCUUCUGCAGCACCUACUUGUCAUCUGGAGAAGAACUAAGUAUUGCAUGCUUAAAAAAUCUUGAUUCCACUCUUCAUGCAAUGCCCAAUCUGAACCAGAUCCAUGCUCUUAUCGAGCACUAUGGGCCCACAGUGUACUUCCAUCCUGAUGAUGUUUAUCUCCCUUCAUCAGUGCCUUGGUUUUUCAAAAAUGGGGCACUUCUGUUUCGAGAUGGCAAGCCAGAUGGAGAAUGCAUCGAUCCUCAAGGCUCAAACCUGCCCAGCGGUGGGUCAAAUGAUGGGAAUUAUUGGAUAGAUUUGCCAUAUGAUGAUGACAAAAGAAACAAUCUCAAAUAUGGGAACAUAAAUAGUGCGGAGCUUUAUGUUCAUGUGAAACCUGCCUUGGGAGGAACCUUCACAGAUAUUGCAAUGUGGGUUUUCUGCCCUUUCAACGGGCCUGCUACCAUUAAGGUUGGUUUGGUGAGUAUUGCAAUGAGCAAGGUAGGGGAGCAUGUCAGUGACUGGGAGCAUUUCACCCUUCGCUUGAGCAACUUUACUGGAGAGCUCUGGAGUGUAUACUUCUCACAGCACAGUGGUGGUGUAUGGGUGGAUGCUUCUGACUUGGAAUUUAUCGAAGGCAAUAAACCAAUUGUUUAUUCAUCCAAAAGUGGUCAUGCUAGCUUCCCACAUCCCGGGAACUACAUACAAGGGCCAUCCAAGAUUGGGAUAGGAGUGAGGAAUGAUGCUGCCCGAAGCAAAUUUUUUGUGGAUUCGAGCACCCGGUAUCAGAUUGUUGCAGCUGAGUAUCUUGGAGAGGGAGUUGUUACUGAGCCAUGUUGGCUGCAGUAUAUGAGGGAAUGGGGUCCAACCAUUGUGUAUGAUGCACGAUCUGAACUGGAUAAGAUAAUUAGCCACCUCCCAGUGUUUGUUAGGUUUUCUGUGGAGUCCAUUUUUGAGUUGUUUCCUACAGAGAUUUAUGGUGAGGAAGGGCCAACUGGCCCUAAGGAGAAGGAUAAUUGGCUGGGAGAUGAAAGAUGGUAGAUUUGCAUUCUAAAAUUUCUCCAUUGUUUCUUGGCUGCCUUUUUAGAUUCCUACAUUGUUAACAUGAUCACAUCUCUUCUGAUAUAAUUGCAAUUCUCAGCCCAUGGACAAUCCUUGCGUGCUGCAUCAGGUUUGCCAGAGAACCAAAAAGUGGUGUGAAAACAGAUAAACCGGAGCCAUUUUUAGCCAGGAAAAUUGUACUAAUUUCCGAGCAAAGUAAUAAAAAAAAAAAAAAAAUGCUAUUCUUUUGUGUGCAAAGAAGGGUGCAGUCUCUUGGGCAGGUUUGUGUUUCACUGGUUGGAUCUCUUGUUCUUGGAUAACAAAAUGGUUGCACUGGUGAAGAUAUAUUGUAGUUGGUGUUUGCAGUGGCACCUUCAGAAUAGCUGGCUCUUGUAUGGUUCCAUUGAUUUCAUCAUCAGUUGGGAGUAUCAGUUUGUGGUGGGAUGUUUGUGCACGAGGCUGCAAGAAAAAGAAAAUCAUGCUCCCUUGUAAAGUUGUCAAAACUGGCAAUUAGAAAAUUAAUGCUCCCAAAGGAGCCAAGUAUUUGGUUGCUUCUCUUCUAUGUAACAGAUGAGUCUGCUGGUCUUUGUGGUUUUUCUUGUGAUUUGUGUUAUAGUCGUUUGGGAGAUGGUGAUUCAAUGCUAUACCACCGCACUUUACAUGAAUCAAUGGGGUAUGGUUUUGAUUGAAACUGUGUUCCAAACACUAUGUACUCUAGGGGUUGAUUUUCCUUUUCUUUUUUAGGCUCCCUUUGAAGUUUGAAUCAAGGAAAUCCCUUUUAACAAAAAGGAUGGGAAAUGAAAAGACAUUUAUUUUUUAUUUA